AAUUUCCUAUUUCCAAAAAACUCAACUGAAGAGCUAUAAAACCUGAAAAUUGUCUUGUCCUUUCUCCUCCUUUGCUUCCAGUUACCGUCCUAAAAGGAUCAGCUGAAGGCCAUCAAUUGCAUCGAACAUCCUAAGAAGAAAGAAUCACACCUGGCCAGCAUCCUAAUAGUGAGCAACCUUUCUGCUUUCCUCAAGAGUCAACAGAAAAAGAUGAAGACUCUGACACUGCUGGCAUGCAUUUGUGCACUGACUGCUUGCUUCUCACUCUGUGAAGGUUGGAAAAAGCAAGGGAAAAUACAUCACAAAAGGAAUAAUGUCCAACAAUAUACAGUAGACCGCCGAUUACCAACUCAUCUCAAAUUUCACCCUAACUGGAAUAUAUUAAUUCAAAAGCAUUUAAUUUUUGGUCCACACAGAUACCCAAAGCUUCCAAAUCCAAACAGAAGAAAACCAAAGCCGAACCGUCCCCAGCCACCUAAGUGUCCAACUAAAACUAACACCGUUGUCAACAAUAGCACCUCAGAGGCCAACAUUCAAAUCCCAUCUUUGAGUCCCAUAACUACUUCCAACAAAAUUGUUACAUCUCCAGGUGUGACUUCUACUAAUAAUGCUUCCACCAUAUCUCAAAAAGAAGAUACCGAUACAGGCCCUUCUGCAGCUACCCCAUCAACACAACCUUCCCCCACCCUGCCAGACACCACAGCUGCCCCACCUACAUCUUCCCUAACUACACCAGCACCACAACCUUCCUCACCUGUACUGGACCACACAACUGCCCCAAAUACCACACCUAAUCCUUCCCCAACCACUCCUGCUUCUCCAACUUCCAAAACUACAACUGCACCCACCACCCAAACUACUACUCCAGCCACUACUCUAACUACUUCUGUUGAACAAACAACCUCACCUUCCAGCCAAAAUGCAAAUUCUCAAUUCUGGCAAUAUAUUUAUGAGUUAAUAAAGUACAUUUCUGGUAUUACACCAAAGAAAUAGUACAUCAUACAUUAUGAAGUGUUCUGUUGUCAGACAUGAGUUAUGAGUUACUUUUGUCACCAAUCUCAAAGUGAAAUAGCAAUAUUCUUCAAAUUUAAAGCACUAUCACUAAUCUUUGAAUCUAUUUACCUCACAUGACUUAUUAACAAGAAAAACCACCUCUAUCUCACAAAACAAGUGCAUAACUUUAAUAGAUCACUUUGUGGAACCUAUAGAGACAGCCCUCUGAGGGGGGAAAAGACAUUAACUAAACAGACAAAAUUACAUGGAUCAGGAAACAUUGAUUUUUCCCUAAAUGAUGGAAACCAUAAGGUCACUAUUCUAUAUCCUCAACCAAGAACUCACCUGAAUUGUCUAAUCCCACAAAUAUAAAGGGAUGAUAUCAUGUCUCUCAAACAAAAACAUGUAAAUAUAGAUUAACCUAUAUUGUAGGUUAAUCAUUGUAUUACUGGUUAGAGACAAAAAUUCUUUAAACAAUCAUCCUAAAGCCUUAAAUCCAAUUCCAUUCCACAAAAUGUGAACCAAGGAAGGGAAAGUUGAUUUGAAGUGAAGAUUUGAAGUUAGUGAAAAUGAAAUCUGGCAGCCAAGCACAAACCAGGUCCCUGGCACUAUGUAUUUGAGAGCAUAUGAUUGUUUAGACGUAUGGUUGAUUUUAAUUGUAUUAUAUCUAAGUUAAUUUGCAUCCAAUGUACUUGAUUCUAGCCUCUGUGAAUCACAAAAAACUUUUUGUGUAUGUUCACAUGGUGGUAAUAAUAUUUUACUAUGAAUUCAAUUAAUUUCAUCUUACUAAUUCAAUUAAUUCAAUGUGAAAUGUAUUCAGCAGCAGAAUAUUUUCUAAAACUUUUAGCCAUACAUUUAAAUGUGUUUUAAAGCAAACCAUACUAAACUACUACCCUGGUGUUACAUUUGCAAAACUGUCUCUGAAAAUAAACCCUGAUUGUAGUCAAUAGGAGAAUAACAACUAUCUACUUGGUAUAGAGAGAUAAUGUUAAUUUGGGAUGUGAAGGUAUUUUUACUUUGUUUUACUACUACUGAGAACUCUAAUGAUUUUAUUUAGAUUUUUUGUCAAAUAAUAAAGACUUCUCAUGGCAA
This is a messenger RNA of Canis lupus familiaris (dog), 2085 nucleotides long. It is a transcript of the gene MUC7, whose product is annotated as mucin 7, secreted. The record is from RefSeq and is a predicted model, not a curated record. NCBI's taxonomy places the organism in Eukaryota, Metazoa, Chordata, Mammalia, Carnivora, Canidae. Gene Ontology annotation, cellular component: extracellular exosome. Bases 211 to 993 code for a protein of 260 amino acids. The transcript has 3 exons.